AUGUGCAAUAUGACAUUUCAAAUUACAACCUCGCAAGAUACCCAAGACAAUGUAAAUAAAGAUGCAGUGAUAGGUGUAACGUCAAUCGGCUCAGCAUUUGCUCAUUUAGAACAAAUUAGUGUCUCUCUAGACAUACCAUGUAUGUCACAGAGACUUUACAGUAAAGUUCACGAUAAAAUUUCUGAUGCUUUGGAGGAAACGAGUAUGCAAAUAAUGAAAGACGCUGCCGAAGAAAAGCGAAGGUUAGCAAUUGCUGAAGGUGAUGUGGACAAGAAUAGAACACCUUUAAUAACUAUCGUUGUAGACGAUGGAUGUGAAAGUUACGGUCAGAAAUGUGAAAAGCCUGACAUGACUGGCUCAGAAUAUUUAGAAGCUAAAACUAAAUUUCUAGGAGAAAUUAAAAAAAAUAAUGAAGAAAUCUUAGAAAUAGAAAGCUUAACACGGGAGCAGGCAGAUUCCGAUAUUUGGGUUUUGGAAAGAAGAAAACGUCUGAUUGCUGCUAUGUUUGGAUCAUCACCUGUUCCUGGCACCAGUAAAUAUACACUUUUUGUCGAAGAAAGACGAACUCCAAUACUUUUUGCUAAUACAGCAACAAUCCCAACUAUUGUGGCAUCAUCAAAGCCAGGUCAAAGGAAAAGAAAACAAAACGCUACCAUAUUGACAGCAACUCCCUUGAAAGAUAUAUUAGAUGAGAAAGAAAAGAAAAAAGCUGAGAGCAAUAAAAUUGGAAAAUAA
Molecule: messenger RNA, 735 nt
Organism: Psylliodes chrysocephalus
Lineage: Eukaryota; Metazoa; Arthropoda; Insecta; Coleoptera; Chrysomelidae
Source: the annotation of a GenBank genome assembly